Messenger RNA from Acinonyx jubatus (cheetah), 3231 nucleotides. It is a transcript of the gene CRH, whose product is annotated as corticotropin releasing hormone. Gene Ontology annotation, biological process: negative regulation of epinephrine secretion; negative regulation of glucagon secretion; positive regulation of cortisol secretion. Bases 2575 to 3171 code for a protein of 198 amino acids. NCBI's taxonomy places the organism in Eukaryota, Metazoa, Chordata, Mammalia, Carnivora, Felidae. The record is from RefSeq and is a predicted model, not a curated record. The transcript has 2 exons. Gene Ontology annotation, cellular component: extracellular region. Gene Ontology annotation, molecular function: corticotropin-releasing hormone activity.
GGAAAGCAGGUGUUGGGCAUUGAGGAGGGCACCUGUUGGGAUGAGCACUGGGUGUUGUAUGGAAACCAAUUUGACAAUAAAUUUCAUAUUAAAAAAAUAAAAGAUUUAAAAAGAAAAAAAAUAAAACAAAUGAUCUCUUCAAGUCAUUUCUAAUGUAAAUGUUCAGUGAUUUGAUGAGAUCUAACUUUUGGAUAAAUUGUGGAGAGUAAAGGCUACUGUGCACAGUUCCUACUCCUCUGGGAUCCAGGCCUUUUGUCGUCACCCCUAUUCAGAGCCACUUUGUCCUCUACCAAUUACCUACUUCAGGAAAAUCUCACAGCAAGGAUUCAACAGUGAUGAGGGAGCUAUAAUAAAACAACAUCCUCCAUAUGGCCCAAAGGAGAGAGGUCUUAAGGGGUAUGGGUUUAGAGUCCAAAACAUGUGUCUUCUCUGGAGGGAGCUCUCAGGCCUCCCUAGCUAAAUUCAUGCUCUUAUCCUUUUCCUAGUUCUUCUUCUGAAUCCAUUUACCUGAACAAUUUCUUCCAAAUCUACUUUCAACUCCAGAUUGAUAUCUAAGCUGAUUCUGCCAAUGGGGACAGUGAAGGGGUCAUAAAGGAAAGUAAGCAAAAAAGUCAAUAUCCAUUCAAAGGGGGGGAAAGCCCACAAUAACAAAAACCAAGGUUCUGUAUGCCCCCUACCAACAUAAAACACUGCUUUCCUAUAGAAGCUCACCCAUUUUCUAUAAUUCUGAUUUUCUUUUAACAAUCUGCAUCUUUCCUAGAAGACACAUUUUUUUGUUCUCUUAUGUACAUUCCGUAUAAAAGUACAUUCCAUAGCACAAUGAGCAACUAUGGGCUGAAUUCUCUGGAAACUGCCAUCAUUUCUCUUUUUACCUUCCUUUUGUUUCUAAGAGCAGUUGUGAAUUAGUAUAGACCCAAAAUAGGAGUUGAAAUAUGUAUUGCAUCAUUUGUCAUGUAGCUACAAAGGAAGCAGCAGAGCUAACCAGAAAUGAGCCAUGGGAGAUUUCUGAUAAACAACUCUGAUGGUUAUCUAUAAGCUGAAUUAAAUCAUAGACACCAGAGUUUGGAAUUGCAUUUUGAAUGGCAAAAUUAGAGGUAAUUGCCUCCCACUUAUAUGAUAGUGUCAAUUUAAUGUGGAAUUUGAGUAUGGUUUUACAGACUUAUCAUUCCAUUUUGUGUUAGUGCAGAGAACAUUUAUUUACUUAUCAGGCUUCCAUGGAGCACGUUUAAAUUUGGAAAAAGAAAUGAUUAAAAAAAAAAACAAAACACCUGGGUGUCCUGAUAUGGAUACCAUAAUGGAUGUUGAUAGUAUUUAGAAGUAAAAUGAAUGAGAUUACCUUUUUACAGACUCAGUAUUCAUCAGUGAAAAUAUGCAAAUAAUGAAUUCAGCCUUGUUAUCAGGCAGUUUACGCCUCUCCCAAUAUAGAACAGGAAGUUAGAAUGGAUUCUUCUCUCAUUGGGUUUUCAUCAAGUAGACCAAAUGAAGAUUGUGUAACUCAUGCACCUUUGGCUUGUCCUUUCUCUCUCUAAUUUGGGAACAGAAAAAUCAACAAUUAAUUUUGGAUUCUAACAGAGACAAAGGAGGAGCAGUGAGUUUCUGGGGGAAUUUAAAAUCUUGCUGCAUCCCCAACUGACCCUGGUUUGGGCCCCUUCAUCAUGGAAGCAGCUCCUGCCAAUCAUUUAAAAGACUGGAGUCUUGUGUCAAGAGACUUAUUGGUCUUGCUUCUGCAAACUCACAAUUCCUUUAUUUACUCUUGGGAAGAAAACGCAGGUAGAAGCUUAAAAGCUGGAUGUCCCUGCACUUCCAUCUCCUUGUUCAUCAUCCUUAACCAGGCAGAAAGGUGAUGGGACAGUUUGUCUCUAGCAAAAGGAUAUGUUUAGAUGCUGAGGUGUUUCCAGAGACAACUGGUCAGAGAAGUCAGGGGGAGAGAAAAAAGCGGGAUCCAGAUCCCCUGUAACUGCUUGCUGCUUUCCCCACAGGACUCUGCAUUGAUAGACCUCCUGUCCCAUACUCUUCCCUUCCCCUCUCAUUCGAUGUCUCUUUUCUGACCCUAAAUUUCACCUUUCAUAGUAAGAGGUCAGUAUGUUUUCAUACUUGGGAAAUCUCAUUCAAGAAUUUUUGUCAAUGGACAAGUCAUAAGAAGCCCUUCCAUUUUAGGGCUCGUUGACGUCACCAAGGAGGCGAUAAAUAUCUGUUGAUAUAAUUGGAUGUGAGAUUCAGUGUUGAGAUAGCAAAACUCUGCCCCUCGUUCUCUGGCAGGGCCCUAUGAUUUAUGCAGGAGCAGAGGCAGCACGCAAUCGAGCUGUCAAGAGAGCGUCAGCUUAUUAGGCAAAUGCUGCGUGGUUUCUGAAGAGGGUCGACGCUAUAAAAUCCCACUCCAGGCUCUGGUGUGGAGAAACUCAGAGCCCAAAUCGGUUGAGAGACUGGAGAGAAGGAGAAGAGAAGAAAAAGAGAGUGAAGACAGAAAGGAGAAGAGAAGAAAACCCUUGAAAAAGCCCCGGAGACUUUCCUCUGCAGAGAGGCGUCAGCGCCCCACUCACCUGCAGAAGCACCUCAGAAGCGAGCGCCCCUAACAUGCGGCUGCCGCUUCUCUUGUCCGCGGGCGUCCUGCUGGUGGCUUUCCUGCCCUGCCCGCCAUGCAGGGCCCUCCUCAGCCGGGGACCCAUCCCGCGCGCCCGGCAGGCCCCUCAGCAGCCCCAGCCCCUGGAUUUCUCCCAGCUGCCGCCGCAGCCCCAGCAGCCCCAACAGCCACAGGCUCGGCCCAUCCUGCUCCGCAUGGGAGAGGAAUAUUUCCUCCGCCUGGGUAACCUCAACAAGAGCCCCGCUGCUCCCCUCUUGCCCGCCUCUUCACCUGUCUCUGGCGGCAGCGGCAGCCACCUUUCACCGGACGAAGCGGCCGCCAACUUUUUCCGAGCGUUGCUGCAGCAGCUGCAGCUGCCCCGGCGCCCGCUCCCGCUCGACAGCCCCGCAGGUCCGGCUGAGCACGGAGCCGAGAACGCCCUCGGCAGCCGCCAGGAGACACUCGAGAGGCAGAGGCGAUCAGAGGAACCUCCCAUCUCGCUGGAUCUCACCUUCCACCUCCUCCGAGAAGUCUUGGAAAUGGCCAGGGCUGAGCAGUUAGCGCAGCAAGCUCACAGCAACAGGAAACUGAUGGAGAUUAUUGGGAAAUAAAACUGUGCGUUUGGCCGAAAGGAUGCAGUAUUUAGCACGCAAAAAAUAAAUAAAUAAAUA